GAAGGCUGACAAUUUCAGUUUCUCCGAGAAAUCAGCUGAUUUUUAGCCUUUUGCAAAUUCUUUGUUUAUCUUUUCGCAUAUAUUAUGUAACUCAAACUUCCAUCUACGCUAUAGUUACAUUUAAAAGCAAUUUUCACGCCAAUUUUAGGUAAUAUUUUUCUCUCAAAAUGGCAGACAUGCUAAUGUGUACAUCUUUCGAGGACACUUUCGAGAAGUUUUCGUAUGGAUUUCGAGAUGAGAAUAAGCUUCAAAGGUUGACUGUAUCUAUUCCUAUUCCACUAAARAUCAGUGCAAAAGAAUUUGCUUGUAGAUUGAUGAAAGAACAUCAGAUUCCAUGUUAUUUGGAAGAAGAUUUAACCCAAGCAUUAGAAAAAUUUCUUCAAAAAAGCCUCAUAGCYCUUUAUGACCAGAUGGGAGACCUAGCUGUCAAUCAAACACUAGAAUCAACGCAAACAGCCAAUGACUACAUUAACUCCUGGGCUAACACAUUUAAAGAUGAACAUUCCAAAUACUCUCAGACAAGCGACGCUAAUGAAGACGUUAGAUUUGCAGAGAUAUACCAUACCCUUAUCCACUCGGCUGCAUUAGAGACAUUAUUGCAAUUAGAUAAUUCUUAUGCRCUGUCRYUGCAAGAUUURCUGUCGCAUCGUGAUUCUGCAUUGAAAUCUGCUCAAGAAAAGCACCAAAAAGAACUWGAGACAGCCAUCAGUGAGGUUGGGAAUACUGAUCGAGAUGUCAGCAAUAUUGCAACCAGACAGAUGGAAGAAUCACAGAUGCUAGAGACAUAUUGGUCAAGUGAACUGUCUCAGCUUCAAGAAAUGCAAAAKAGAGAAUAYAGGGAGUGGGUUAUGAAAGUCCAUGAAGAUACUAUGAAACCAGCAGGARAUGCAUCUCUUGCAACAGGCCAAUUCAAAACUCGAACAGUGUCAACAUUAAGUAGCUCAACAUCUGAGGAGUUCCAGUCUGAACCAGAGACAAGAAUGGAGGAGAGUUUUACGAUUCACCUUGGAGCACAACAAAAGACAAUGCACAACUUACGAUUGAUUUGUGGAGAUGUUCUGGACAUGUGUCAACACAAAGCCACUCCAGGGUCAGUAUUCUCACACCCUCACAGAAUCCAGACAGCGUUUUCUCUGUACUCAGAGUCACUUACAGGAGUUAUUCUACUGGUUGAUAAUAGAUUGGAUAUUUAUACUGGGAUUAGUAAAGAGUUUGCAUCAAUAUGUCAGCAAUCAACAGAGUUUCAUUUUCCUGACCUGGACAAACAGAUUUGUUUGAUACAACAAAAUGUUGAAAACAGAAAUCGCACCAAGUCAACCACAAGCAUAAGAUCCAAUGACGACAAUGCUCUUAAAGUUCCUACGCUUAAAUCAGGUGACUUCUACAUAACCCGACACUCAAACUUGGCUGAAGCACAGGUYGUCUUUCAUCUUGUCAUUGACGAUGCUGUGAAGUCGCUGUCCUUAAAUAGUCGUAAUCCGUGCAUAGUAGGGCUAAGGCAUAUAUUACACACAGCWGUACGAUACAAUAUCACAACRAUAACYAUACCGUUACUGCUUUUCCAUGACAUGACUGAUGAGAUGACAGUUAACUGGUGUGUCAAGCGUGCUGAACUUGUAUUGAAGUGUGUCAAAGGUUUCAUGAUGGAAUGUGCUUCAUGGAGUGGUGUGGAGUCUCUUAAUGUUCAGUUCAUGAUACCCAAAGGAAUCUCAGUAGACAUGUUUAACACUGUCUCCAACAUGUUACCAAGUAUCUUUAGAAUCUCAACACCAUUAGAUUUGACUUCGUCGUCCAAUAGAUAGUGAAUGGUAUAUUGCUUUUACUGGGACCCUAGCAACCGUUGUCAUGCUCAAUAUACAACAAAAUGAAUUUACAAGCAAAAAUGGUACAUUAAUGUUGAUGUAUUUACAUUUCUAUUAACAUAAUAUUUUAU
Molecule: messenger RNA, 1933 nt
Organism: Exaiptasia diaphana
Lineage: Eukaryota; Metazoa; Cnidaria; Anthozoa; Actiniaria; Aiptasiidae
Product: protein C12orf4 homolog
Exons: 11
Coding region: 168-1802 (544 amino acids)
Cellular component (GO): cytoplasm
Source: RefSeq, a predicted model, not a curated record